Rhinolophus ferrumequinum (greater horseshoe bat) is the source of this 6869-nucleotide messenger RNA. RefSeq names its product family with sequence similarity 83 member H (gene SACK1H). Gene Ontology annotation, biological process: intermediate filament cytoskeleton organization; protein localization to cytoskeleton; positive regulation of cell migration. The record is from RefSeq and is a predicted model, not a curated record. Gene Ontology annotation, cellular component: keratin filament. The transcript is spliced from 5 exons. Lineage: Eukaryota; Metazoa; Chordata; Mammalia; Chiroptera; Rhinolophidae. Gene Ontology annotation, molecular function: keratin filament binding. The coding region runs from base 2186 to 5704 and encodes 1172 amino acids.
GUGGGAGUGCGAGUGCGGCCGCGUGCGCGGGGUGGGGGUGACGGGGCGCCGCGGCCGCGUGAGCCGGUGUGGACGCGAGCGCCCUCGCACGACGCCGGCUCAGGAAGAGCCUAGUGGGAAAGUUCCUGGGACCCGGGUCGAGCCUCCCUAGGAGGUCCUGACUCGCUCCCGCCCUGGAGGCCUAGCUGGAGUCUGGGGAGAGUGCUCGGCCCGGCCUGGACCCUUCGCUGGGGGUGCCCCGCCCUGGCCGCCAUGGGUGCCAGGGCUCCCUCUGGUUCUCCGCCUGAAGUGCAGGGAGAGCCGAAGUCCCCCGUUCCCUCGCGCUCAAGACCCUGGACUGGGGUGGGUGGAUGGGACACUGGCUCUGACAGCCGCUAACUCCCUGGUGUGCACUAAUCCCCUUCGGUCCUGCCGUGCGCACCCCGAUAAUUACAACACUUUGACUUCCAAUCCAUGAGCCGAAUCCCACCCUCAUCCACCUCGCCGCUCGUAAUGCCUCUUCUGCUGGGGACCCUCCUCCUGCCCCCCCCACCUGUGUACUUGGCAGGGGCCCCGUCCUUGUACAUUAGCCCAGGUCCCUCCUUCUUAUCUUCCCUCCAGUCACUGAGAAACCCCCUCUCCUGCCGGGGUGGGGAAGGUCCGCCAUCUGGAAGUCCCUGGUUGGGAUCCCACAGGAACCCUAAGGCCCUGGACGCUUUGUCUGGCUUGUGUCAGAGGUCAGCGGUCAGCGGUCACCACUGAGGAACGGACUCCUGCUGAGUCAUUGACCUGGGUGGGAAAGAUGCCCCUCCCUCCCAGCAGGUUUGGUAGGCAGAUGUGUGGGAGGCACACUAUUGGGGUGCCCCAUUGUGGGCUGAGGAAUGGACACUGCCCAGUCCACAGUUCAGGGCUGUACAGACCCAUGAAAGGAAACUGACCAAGGAACACCUGAGGUCAUGGUGUUGCUGAAUGAGUCUGAGCAGGGCCACCUGUCCCCUUUCCUGACCAGUCCUGUGUGAUGAGCAGAUUCCUCACCCACCAUGGGAUCCCCCAACCUCACUGCACGCAAACUGUACAAUUUGUGUUGGAUCCCCUCCCCAGUGAAGUUGGAGGGGAUGGUACCCCUUCUAUUGUGUCACCCCCAACAUGGAAAGUGCCCCCAAGCCCUACAUAGUCAGACACUGACCCUGUGUAGCCAAAUACCACAGUGCCCUCCUCAUCAGACACAGUGUGAGACACCCCCCGCCCUCACUGUGGUCAGAUACAGAGUGAGCCCCGCCACUGUGGUAAGGUACAGUGUGGACAGGACAGGUCUGCCCCUCGUCCCACUCCCUACUCCUUGUGUGGUAUUCCUCAGUCUGGCCCUGUAGGAUGAGGAUGGGACAGUCACCCCAUAGGUAACCAGGUGCAGUCAGAAGACAGUGUCCCCACAAAGGAAUGUCAGAACAGCUUCUCCUGGGACCAGGUAGCACCUCUGCCUGAUGCAGACUGAAUGGUACAUGGGGUCCCACAUCUCCCAUUCCCAUGUCACAUUUCAGUUAGCCUGUCCCCCCGCCCCGGGAAAGCAGACAGGUAAGGUUCCCCAGGUCAUCAUACACUACAGAGCCCUGACCCCCUCCAGUCAGCACGGCCCAGCUGCAUCUGCGGAGGGGCAUGCUGUGUGCAGUCUGGCAGGACCACUUCCCCUAGCCUCAGUAGCAGCGGGUGGGGUGAGCAGUGCCUGGGACUCUUCUUCCGGGUGGGAGGAGAACAGGUCCAGGUAGUUAAGGGAGCUCAGUAGAAGCCCCCACCUGCCAGGGCCAGUGACCUGCUUCUCAGGCAGGCCCGUGGGAGGCAUGUGAGGCUGUGGCAAGUGGUGAGGGGAGAGGCCCCUUUAGAGCCCAGGACAGCCCAACGCCACAGCACAGGGCUCUGACUCCUAACUGAACGUGGUAGGGAGCAGGCAGUGACAAAGACUUGGAAAGAUCACAGCUGCCACACAGGGCUUCGCUGGGACAGGACUGUAAGCUCAGCUCAUAGAGAGUAAGGAGCUACAGCCCCAGCCAGGCUCUAAAAGGGUGUGAAGUCUGGCUGUGGGUGGGGCUUAACUCUGACCCUGCUUGGACAAAAGCAGUGACCAGCUCUGUAUGGAGCUCGCCUUGGGCCAGCCAUGACAGCAGAUCAACCCUGACAGCGGCACGUUACAGUGGAGGCCCCUGGCCCCAACAUGGCCCGUCGCUCCCAGAGCUCCUCCCAGGGGGACAACCCACUGGCCCCGGGAUACCUGCCUCCUCACUACAAAGAGUACUACCGCCUGGCAGUGGAUGCACUGGCUGAGGGCGGGCCGGAGGCCUACAGCCGCUUUCUGGCGUCCGAAGGGGCACCUGCCUUCCUGUGCCCUGAGGAACUGGAGCACGUGAGCCGUCACCUACGGCCCCCACAGCAUGCUGCCCAGGAACCCGCAGAAGGCAGCCCUCCCAACGUGGACAUGGAUGGCUCCUCGGGUACCUACUGGCCUAUGAACUCAGACCAGGCGGUGCCUGAGCUUGACCUGGGCUGGCCCCUGACCUUCGGCUUCCAGGGCACUGAGGUCACCACACUGGUGCAGCCACCACCGCCUGACAGCCCCAGCAUCAAGGAUGAGGCUCGAAGGAUGAUCCGCUCCGCACAGCAGGUGGUGGCUGUGGUGAUGGACAUGUUCACGGAUGUGGACCUGCUCAGUGAAGUGCUGGAGGCCGCCGCCCGCCGUGUCCCGGUCUACAUCCUCCUGGAUGAGAUGAACGCGCAGCACUUUCUAGACAUGGCCGACAAGUGCCGGGUCAACCUGCACCAUGUGGAUUUCUUGCGCGUGCGCACUGUGGCGGGCCCCACCUACUACUGCCGUACUGGGAAGUCCUUCAAGGGCCACGUGAAAGAGAAGUUCCUCCUGGUGGACUGUGCUGUGGUCAUGAGUGGGAGCUACAGCUUCAUGUGGUCCUUCGAGAAGAUCCACCGCAGCCUGGCGCACGUGUUCCAGGGCGAGCUGGUCUCCAGCUUCGAUGAGGAGUUCCGCAUCCUCUUUGCACAGUCGGAGCCGCUGGUGCCCUCGGCUGGGGUGCUGGCACGCAUGGAUGCUUAUGCCCUGGCUCCAUACCAGGGGGCCGGGCCCCUCAUAGGCGGCCAGGUGCCUGGGGCGCCGACCCCUUUCCCCUUCCCUAAAAGAGCACACUUCCUGUUCCCACCACUUCGGGAUGAGGGCCUGGGCUUCCCCUCCUUCCUAGACCCCGACCGCCACUUCCUGUCAGCCUUCCGGCGGGAGGAGCCACUACGGAUGCCUGGGGGUGCCCUGGAGCCACACACGGGGUUGCGGCCACUGUCAAGACGGCUGGACGCCGAGGCUGGUCCAGGUGGGGAACUCGCGGGCCAGCGGGGCUUCUUCCAGGCACGGCACCUGGAGAUGGACGCCUUCAAGCGGCACAGCUACGCAGCUGCCGAUGGCACUGGCGCUGUGGAAAACUUCGCGGCCGCGCGGCAGGUAUCACGGCAGACGUUCCUCAGCCACGGUGACGACUUCCGCUUCCAGACCAGCCACUUCCACCGGGACCAGCUCUACCAGCAGAAUUACCAGUGGGACCCACAGCUUGCACCAGCGCGCCCGCAGGGCCUGUUUGAGAAGCUGCGCGCUGGCCGUCCAGGGUUUGCUGACCCCGACGACUUCUUUGGUGCUGGGCCACGCUUCCCCGAGCUGGGCCUGGAUGGACACCAGAGGCUGGACUAUGUGUCAUCCAGCUCAUCACGUGAAGUACGCCAGGGCUCGGACCCUGCCUUCGGACCUGGACCCCGUGGCCUAGAACCUGCUGGGACCCUACGCCCCAACCUGGGCCAGCGUUUCUCAUGCCAGGCAGCAGGGAGGCUAGGCCCUGAAACCGGACCUGAGGCGGAGCCAGAGCGCAGGGCUGGGCCCGAGGGGCGGGCAGGGCUGCGGCACUGGCGCCUAGCCUCCUACCUGAGCGGUUGCCAUGGUGAGGACGCCUGCGAUGAGGGCCUGCCCAUGGAGACCGAGGCCUGUGAAGACGAUGUGCUACUUGCCGGGAAUCGGGGGCCCGCCGGGGACCUUCUCCCCUCGUCCUUCCGCGUGCCUGCAUCCUUCCCGGCCAAGGGUCCGGCGCCCGGCUCUAGCGGCGGUGGUGGUGAUGGCCUAGAGCGCGAGGGCUUGGAGGAGGCAGGCCUGACCAAGCAGGACUCAUUCCGCUCGCGCCUGAACCCGCUGAUCCAGCGCAGCUCUCGUCUGCGCUCCUCCCUCAUCUUCGCGUCGCAGGCGGAGGGCGUGGGCAGCACCACGGCGGCCACCACCGAGAAGGUGCAUUUGCUACACAAGGAGCAGGGGGUCAGCGAGACGCUGGGCCCCAGCGGCGAGGCCGUGCGCUCUGCCGCCUCCACUAAGGUGGCUGAGCUCCUGGAGAAGUAUAAGGGCCCAGCUCGUGAUUCUGGCGCGAUGGGGCCUGCAGUCACCGUUGCCAGCCAUAGCAAGGCUGUCGUGUCUCAGGCCAGGCAGGAGGAGGUGGCAACCCCAGGUGGCGUGGGGAGCGAGCGCCGCAGCCUCGAGAGCUGCCUGCUCGAUCUGCGCGACUCCUUCGCACAGCGGCUACACCAAGAGGCUGAGAGGCAGCCAGGAGCUGCCACACUUACCGCCACCCAGCUGCUCGACACGCUGGGCCGGAGCGGCGCCACAGACAGGCUGCCCUCCCGUUUCCUCUCGGCCCAGGGCCGCUCCACCUCCCCUCAAGGGCGGAACAGCCCUCCAGUGGAGGCACCCCACUCGGAGCCAAAAGGGAGCCCCACUGCGGCCUAUCCCGAGCGGAAGGGAAGCCCCACGCCUGGGUUUCCCGCUCCCCGAGGCAGCCCAACUGCAGGAUUUACUGAGCAGAAGGGGAGCCCCACCUCCGCCUACCCCGAGCGCAGGGGCAGUCCGGUGCCCCCCGUGCCAGAGCGCAGGGGCAGUCCGGUGCCCCCCGUACCAGAGCGCAGGGGUAGCCUCACCCUGGCCUUUUCUGGAGAGUCUCCGAAGACUGGUCCCGCGGAGGAGGCGGCUGGCGGUGCCAUGGAGGUCCUGCGCAAGGGCUCCCUGCGCCUCCUGCAGCUGCUGAGCCCCAAGGGUGAGCGGCGCACCGAGGAGGAAGGUGGCUUCCCAGCGCCGCAGGAGAAUGGGCAGCCUGAAAGCCCUCGGCAGCGGCCGUCGCUGAGCCGGGGUGACAGCACGGAAGCUGCCACAGGAGACGAACGGGGCCCGCGGGCACGCACGGCCUCGGCCACAGCCAAUGCCUUGUACAGCAGCAACCUGCGAGAUGACACGAAAGCCAUUCUGGAGCAGAUCAGUGCCCACGGCCAGAAGCACCGUUCAGUCCCUGCCCUGACCCCAGUCCACAGCAGCCCUGAGCUAGGCCGCCCACCGGCGCCCGGCGGCCUGGCCCCUGAUAUGUCCGACAAGGACAAAUGCUCGGCCAUCUUCCGCUCGGACACUCUGGGGACACAAGGCCGGCUGAGCAGCACCCUGCCAGCCAGCGCGGAGGAGCGCGACCGGCUGCUGCGCCGCAUGGAGAGCAUGCGCAAGGAGAAGCGCGUGUACAGCCGCUUCGAGGUCUUCUGCAAAAGGGAGGAGGCUGGCGGCCCCGGGGGCGGGGAGGGUUCAGCAGAAGAGGACACCAGGGACAGCAAGGUGGGGAAGUUCAUGCCCAAGAUCCUGGGUACAUUCAAAAGCAAGAAGUGAGCCUCCUGGCCCACCAGCCCAGGCCGGGGUGCCCCCAUCACUGCCACCUGCCAGGCAGAGCACUUGGUCCUCAUGCCACAGCAAUAUGGAACCCGGCUGGGCAUAGCCAGAGCUCAGCUCCACUUGGGGCUCUGCCUCUUGCCUCUAGCCUCUCUUUGCUUGUGGCUGGGGCCCCUCGCUGCCCCAUGCCUUGCUCCCCAACUCCCAUUUCAACUCCUCAGUCUCUGGGCCCCCAUCUUCCCUUAAACAUGUGCCUCCACCAUCUCCUUGGGCUUCAUUCAGCUCAGGGACCCAUGUCUGUGCCUCAGCCCCCAUCUUCCAGGGGGCCCAUGUCUGUGCCUCAGCCCCAUCUUCCAGGGGCCCAUCUCUGUGCCUCAGCCCCCCCCCCCAUUGUCUCAGGGCUCCCCUCUGCUCAGGCUUCCUCGCUACACUGCCUGUUUGCCCUCUCCUGGCUGCCCCACCCUGUCCCAGCCUCCCACCUCCUCAGGGCCCUCUGUCUCCAUCUCCAUUUCAGGUUGCUGGGUGCUCACUUCCUGCUCUGCCCAUCUCCUGCCUCCUACCACCUUUCUCGGGGGCCCAUCUUUUCACUGUGGGGAGGGUAGAGGACCCCAGAGGGACUGCCUCUCCAGCAAGACUCCUGGAGAGGAGUGAGGGCACCAGCCUGCAGUGCUGGUGAGUAUGUGGCACCAGCCUCACGAAGGGUACCCGCACUCCCUGACACCUUCACAGCUGAAAAGUGGCUGCAUGUGGAGUGCUUGUGCCUGGAACAGGUGAGGGCAGGUGAUGCGGUCUGGUGGCUCCUGAGCCCAGCCCACUGGUCCAGGGGUCCUGGGCGGGGUCCUUGCCCUGCAGGUGCUCAGUCCCACCUGUGCUACGUCCUUUCUUCUGUUGCCAACCCACAGCUCUAUCCAAGGUUCCCCACUUACCUUUCUUGUAUCUUUCUCACCUCUGGAGGGUAACUUUGAUUCAGAAUGACAUACUUUGGCACCAAAUGCUUAAAAAGCCCCCCUCACCCCAUAGGUGCUAAUGCUGUGAAAUUAGCAUUUCUACAAUUUCUUUUCAAAUAGUUUUUUUUUUUUUUUUUAAGAUUUUAUUGGGGAAGGGGAACAGGACUUUAUUGGGGAACAGUGUGUACUUCCAGGCCUGUUUUCCAGGUCAAGUUGUU